GAAAGUGCUGUGCUGUGGGCAGUAGCGCCGAGAUUGAUUCACCUUCUCCUGUGCGGAACUCCAGCUGACCCGAGUAGGAAGCCAGACGAGCUGUAAAUCAUGAACGGAAGAGUGGUUUAUUUGGUCGCUGAGGAAGAGAUCAAUCUUACCAGAGGACCCUCAGGUAAAUGGCCAAGACCUAAAGAACCUGCUGCACCAGGAUGCCGUAGACCUCUUUCGUAAUGCAGGUUAUGCUGUGUCUCUGAGAGUGCAGCACAGGUUACAGGUGCAGAAUGGACCUAUAGGACAUCGAGGUGAAGGGGACCCAAGUGGUAUUCCCAUAUUUAUGCUGCUGGUGCCAGUGUUUGCCCUUACCAUGGUAGCAGCCUGGGUUUUCAUGAGAUACCGGCAACAACUUUGAAAAACUUGCUCUCUCUCAGUACUCCCAAUGAAGAUACAUUUCACUCAUCCUCCAUCCCUGCUAUUCUGCCAUGUCUUUUACUGCAUAGCCAGAUUUGAAGUGACUGAUGCCCACCCCAAACCUUGCUGUUCAGAAUCUCCAGUUCUUCGUAUUCUAAUGGGAAAGUAAAGCGGAAAUCAUUCAGUAAGGACCAAGCACUAAAUAACCAAGGAAAAGGAAGUGAGUCAAGGACGUACUCCCCUUGGUGACAGCGUGGGCCGCUGAGAUUUGGGAGUCUGCGCCUGGUCCGCUUGGAGUUCUGAGCGGAUGGAAGAUUUCAGUCAUGUUUGCACCCGCGGUGAUGCGUGCUUUUCGCAAGAACAAGACUCUCCGCUACGGAGUCCCCAUGUUGUUGCUGAUUGUUGGAGGUUCUUUUGGUCUUCGUGAGUUUUCUCAAAUCCGAUAUGAUGCUGUGAAGAUUAAAAUGGAUCCUGAGCUUGAAAAAAAACUGAAAGAGAAUAAAAUAUCUUUAGAGUCGGAAUAUGAGAAAAUAAAAGACUCCAAGUUUGAUGACUGGAAGAAUAUUCGAGGACCCAGGCCUUGGGAAGAUCCUGACGUCCUCCAAGGAGGAAAUCCAGAAAGCCUUAAGACUAAGACAACUUGACUCUGCUGAUUCUUUUUUCCUUUUUUUUUUAAAAAAUAAAAAUGUUAUCAACUGGACUUCCUAAUAUAUACCCCUAUCAAGUGGAAAGGAAAUUCCAGGCCCAUGGAAACUUGGAUAUGGGUAAUUUGAUGACAAAUAAUCUUGAUAAAAGGUCAUGUACAGGUUUUUAUACUUCCCAGAUAUUCCAUCUGUGGAUGAAAGUAACAGUGUUGGCCACGUAUAUUUUACAACUUGAAAUAAAAAAUGUAAAUACUGCUCCAAAA
Messenger RNA from Mandrillus leucophaeus (drill), 1306 nucleotides. RefSeq names its product cytochrome c oxidase assembly protein COX16 homolog, mitochondrial. Gene Ontology annotation, biological process: mitochondrial respiratory chain complex IV assembly. The transcript is spliced from 7 exons. The record is from RefSeq and is a predicted model, not a curated record. Lineage: Eukaryota; Metazoa; Chordata; Mammalia; Primates; Cercopithecidae. Gene Ontology annotation, cellular component: mitochondrial inner membrane. Bases 723 to 1043 code for a protein of 106 amino acids.